Diaporthe citri is the source of this 927-nucleotide messenger RNA. RefSeq lists its product as uncharacterized. Gene Ontology annotation, molecular function: thiamine binding; ATP binding; thiamine diphosphokinase activity. The record is from RefSeq and is a predicted model, not a curated record. The coding region runs from base 1 to 927 and encodes 308 amino acids. Gene Ontology annotation, biological process: thiamine diphosphate biosynthetic process; thiamine metabolic process. NCBI's taxonomy places the organism in Eukaryota, Fungi, Ascomycota, Sordariomycetes, Diaporthales, Diaporthaceae. The transcript has 2 exons.
AUGAGUGCCAUGGCCGACCCAAUAGAGUGGUACCCGGCCCGCAUCCUCCAGGCCCGGGCCGAAGGAGAUGACGGGCCCAACACCCCGGGCAGCCCCAACUCGUUCGCCCUCAUCAUCCUCAACCAGCCACUCAGGGACGUGUCAACCCUGAAGAAGCUGUGGAAGAAUUCAACCUUGCGAGUCGCAGCAGAUGGCGGCGCCAAUCGUCUCCUCGACGUUUGUAAAAAUGACGACGACGGCAAAUCUUUCGUGAGAUUCUCUCAGCUUUACUCACCUUCAGAUGUCUCAUCGAGUACUCACGCCACGCAGGAUAACCUCGACGCUAUAGUAGGGGACCUGGACUCUCUCACAAACCAAGCACGGCAAUACUUCACCACACGAGCCAAGCCGACCAAGGUUAUCCAUGACCCAGAUCAGUACUCAACAGACUUCGCCAAGACCGUCAAGUGGAUACGCGCAUCGUCGGCCCCUUCGCCAGAGGACACAGGCGCCUCAAUUCCCGACAUCGUCGCCAUGGGCGGUCUUGGCGGGCGCGUGGACCAGGGCCUGAGCCAGCUGCACCACCUGUACCUGUUCCAGACGUCCCCAGACUACGCCGAGGGCCGGCUGUUCCUCGUGAGCGGCGAGUCGAUCACGUUCCUGCUCAAGGGUGGGAGGAGGCAUCGGAUCCACGUGCGAGAGAGGGACGGGCGAGAGAGGGACGGGAAGGGAGAAAGGAGGGACGACGUGUUUGACAAGUACGUGGGCAUCGUUCCCGUCAAGGAGCCGAGCGUCAUCUCGUUGAGGGGGUUCGAGUGGGACGUGACGGACUGGGAGACCGAGUUUGGCGGCCAGAUGAGCACGAGCAACCACGUCCUGCCCGAGACGGAGGUGGUCGAGGUUGAGACGACGAGGGACGUGUUGUUCACCAUCGCGCUGAAGAGGUAG